AUGGGGUCUCGCGCGUCGGCGACGCCGCUGGGGGCUCCCUCGCGCUUCGCGCCGCCAUCGCGCGGCGCGUCGUCGUCGCCUCGACGCGCGCGCGUCGUCGCGGCGCCGCGGCCGCGACGCCGCGCGGUCGUCGACGCGGCCGCCGCGCGCGGGCCCGGGGUCUCGCCGCUGUCCGGGGACGACCUCCCGAACGACGACGCGCGCGUCUGUCCGUUCGAGGACUACGACGAGGUCGUCACGACGAUGUGGCUGCCCACGCGAGACAUGGGCCUCGGCGACGCCGGCACCGACGUCGGCAUGCUCCAGGAAGCGUUCGGGCUGCCGUCCACGGGGGUGUACGACCAGCGCACGUCGAAGAAGGUGGCCAGAUGGCAGGAAGCGAACGGGCUCCCGAGGAGCGGGUACUUUGGAGCCGCGAGCAGAGAGACGUUCGCGAGGAGCGCGCAGGUGCAGGCUCGGCAGUCGACGUCCGCGGAGGAGGCGCGAGAGCGCGAGCGCGAGCGCGCGCGGCGGGAGCGGGACGACGCGGAACAACGCGCACUUCCGCCGCGCCCGAGCGCGAGGGAUCUGUACCGCGAGGCGUCGGGGGGAUACGGCGGCGCGGGCGCGGGCGCGGGGUACUACGCGUCGGCGGCGCCGGCGCCGAAGCUUCCGUCGUCGUCGGGCGACAACGCCGUCGCGCUCGCGCUCGGCGCUCUGGUCGCCGUCGCGGGCGUCAGGGCCGCGCGCGCGAACGCGAACAACGCGAACGAGAGGAAGACGUCGCGGCCGAGCGCGCUGCUGGGCAACCCGCCCGCGCGCGGAGGGAAGCGGGACGACGGAUACGGCGGAUACGGCGGCUCCGGCUUCGGAGGCGGCUUCGGAGGCGGCUUCGCCCAAGCGCGGUCGUUCGCCGCGGACUCUUUCACGGAAGGGACGUCCACGCUCGAGCGCGUCGCGCGCCGCGCGGGGCAGACCGCGCACGACGCCGCGGAGAGGGCGACAGGGAAGAUGACGCAGACGGCGGAGGACGCGAAGCGCGCGGCGUUUGAAGCCGCGUAUCACAUCGGCGGCGGCGGCGGGAUCGGCGGUUCCUUCGGCGGUUCCUCCAACAUCGCGGCAGCAAACACGGAGGACCCGCCUCCGACGCCGACGCCGCCGCCGCCGCCCGCCGCCGCCGUCUCGGCCCCGCCCCCCGAGACGUCGAGGCUCUCCGUCCCGCCGCCGAGCCGCGGCGGCGGGUCCUUCGCGGAGAACGCGCGUCGGACGUUUGACGACGCGCGCCGCAACAUCGCAACAUCGAACGAGGACCUUGACGAACGACGCGCCGGGUUCGCGAGCGGGAUCCCGAGGGCGAAGCCGAAGCCCGCGGACGCUGCCGCGCCCGCGGAGGUCUCGAGCGUGUUCUCGAGGGUGCAGCGCGGUCGCAAGACGGGCGGCGGCGCCGGCGGGGAUCGAACCGGCGGCGCGGGCGGCGUUCGCGACGACGAAACCGACGUCGCGCGUCGCGAGGAAGCGGAGGCGGAGGUUGAGCGCCGACGCGAAGCCCGCGCGGUCGAGCAGGCGGAGCGCGUGCGGGUGCUGAGAGAACAAGAAGAGGCGCGCGUCGCGAAGCUCGAGCUGCGUCGCGAGAAGGAGCGACUCUUGCGCGAGGCGAGCGCGGAGGAGGCGGCGGCGGAGGAGGCGGCGCGCGCGUUGCGAGCGCGAGCGGAUGGAUUACGUCUGCGCGAGGAGCAACGCGCGCGCGACGCGGCGGCGCGCGAAGAAGCCGCGCGCGCGGCUGCGGCGCGGAAGAGCGAAGAUGAGGAGGCGAACGCGCUGAGGGAGCGCGCGGAGGCGGCGCUGGCGAAGACGCGGAUGGAGGACGUCCGCGGCGCGGCGCCUGAGGUCGAAGAAGAACCCGAGCCGGAGCCCGAGCCCGAGCCCGAGCCCGAGCCUGAACCGGAGCUCGAACCUGAACCGGAGCUCGAACCUGAACCCGAGCCCGAGCCCGAGCCCGAGCCCGAGCCCGAGCCCACCGCGGCGUCCGCGGACCCCGCGAUGGAAGAGCUCGCGCGUCUGCGCGCGAUCCCCGAGAAGAAGCUCACGUUCGAAGAGCGCGUGUCGCUCGCGAGGAUGGAAGCCGCGAUGACGCCGACGUUUACGUUUUACGACGACGAGAAGGGCGACGCGGCGGAGGCGGAGGCGGAGGCGGAGGAAGAAGAAGAACGACAGCACGUCGAUGAGGCGUCCACGCCCGAGGAGGCCGAGCCCGAGCCCGUCGUGGAUCUGUUUGGCGAAGAGAUGACGCCGCCGCCCGAGCCUGAGCCCGAGCCCGACGCCUUCGACGGGUCUGAUAACGUCCCCACGCUCGGCGGCGUGCGAAAGACGCGCGCGGAGGCGGAGAUCGAGCCCGAGCCCGAGCCCGACGCCGCCGCAUCACUCGGGGAAUCCCUCGCGGCGCAGCGCGCGGCGGCCGCGGCGUUCGAAGCCCAGCUCGAGGCGAUGGCCGCCGCCGCGGACGACGACGACGACGAUUCCGAUUCCGAUUCCGAUCGCCGCGCGAGAGAAGAGGCGGAAGCGGAAGAGAGGCGCGCCGCGGCGAGAGAAGAAGCGGAAGCGGAAGAGAGGCGCGCCGCGGCGAGAGCGGAUGCGGAGGCUGAAGAGAGGCGCGCCGCGGCGCGCGCGGAGGAAGACGCGCGCGCGGCGGAGGCGAAGCGGCGGUGGGAGGAGCAAGAGCGCGCGUUCGAGAAGGAGAAAGCCGAAGCCGCGGAAGCCGCCGCGCGAUUGAAAGCCGCCGCCGCGAAGGCCAAGGCGGAGGCGGAGGACUUUUACGAACGCGUCGCGCGCGCGAAAGCGGAGGCGGACGCGAUCAUGGCGUCGAUGGACGACGACGACGAGCUCGACGACGCGUCUCGCGACAUGCAGUUCGACGAGGACGGGUCCGAGGCCGUCAGGGCGGAGUCGUGGCCGGAGUACGCGCCGACGGCGUUCGAGCCCGAGCCGGAGCCCGAGCCCGAGCCCGAGCCCGAGCCCGAACCCGAGCCCGAGCCCGUGCCGGAACCCGAACCGGAACCUGAACCUGAACCGGAACGAGAUCAGGAACCACCGGCGACGACGGUCGCUUCGUCGCGCCCAGAGCUCAUCGAGGCCCCCGGUCCCGCGCGUCCGCCGAUGGCGCGGCGGAUCGCCGCCGCGGAGGCUCUGGCGGAUAAGGCCAUGGAGGACGCGCGCGCGGAAGCCGAGGCGGAGGAGGCGGCGAUGCGCGAGAUGGUCGAGGCGCGAGCGAAGGAAGCCGCGGAGGCGGCGGCGGCAGCGGCGGCCGCGGCGGAGAGAGCCGAAGCCGCGGAAGCCGCGAAAGCCGCCGCCGACGCCGCCGCGGCCGACGCGAAGGGGGAGGAAGAUACCGAAACCGCGGAGGAGGAAACCCCCUCGCCGCCGAAACCGAAACCGAAGAAGAAGGGACGUUUCGCCGCGAUGAGCGACGGCGACGUCGUCGAGAGCGACUACGCCGCGGCGCAGAGAGGCGAAGGGUGGGUCAAGCCGAAGCCGCGCCAAGAGGACGCGCCGUCUGCCGACGCGGACGCGGACGCGGACGCGGACGCGGUGCGAGCGAACGCCGAAGCGAAAGCGAAGGCUGAAGCCGAAGCCGCCGAGGCCGAGGCGGAGGCGAGCGCGAGGGCGGAGGCGGAGGCGGCGGCUGCGGCGGAAGAAGCCAGGGCGAGGGCCGAGGCCGAAGAAGCCGAACGCAGGGCCCGCGAGGAGGAGGAGGCCGUGGCCAGGGCCGAGGCCGAAGAGGCCGAACGCAAGGCUCGCGAGGAGGCUGAAGAGGCCGAACGUAAGGCUCGCGAGGAGGCUGAAGAAGCAGAACGCAAGGCUCGCGAGGAGGCUGAAGCCGACGCGAAACGCGCGGCGGUCGAAGCGGAAGCGCGAGCGAAGGCGGAGGCCCAAGCCAAGGCGAGAGCGGCGGCGGAGGCGGCCGAGGCGGAGGCGGCGGCCAAGGCGAAAGCCGAAGAGGAAAAAGCCGCGGCGGAGGCGGAAGCAGCCGCCGCCGUCGCCGCCGCCGCUAAAGCUCUCGUCUCCGACGCGAUCGACGCCGUCGUCGAGAGAGCAGAAGCCGCGGCCGAGGCGGAGGAGAAGGAAGAGCGCGCGAAGGCGGGCGCGGACGUGGACGCGGACGAGGACGCGGACGAGGAAGAGGAAGAGAAGGCGCGCGCCGACGCGGCGGCGGCGGCGGCGAGCGAGUGGCCCGGGACACCGAUCGCGUCGCCGUGGCCCGGAAAGAUGGACUGGCCCGCGCGCAGCGCGUGGCCGUCCUACCUCGAGACCCCCGAGCCCGAUCCCGCGUUUUAUUUCGACGACGACGACUACGAGAUCAAGGACGAGAACGCGGACGUGAACGCCGCGACGGAGGCUUUGCUCAACGCGAAGGACUCCGCGGAGGAGGAGGAGGAGGACGAAGAAGAAGAAGAAAAUUUCGCGGCGAAGGAAUUCGUCGAGGAAAGCCUCGGCUCCGGCUCCGGCUCCGGGUCGUUCGACGAGCCGUCGUCGUUCGACGAGGAGGACGCCGACACCGAGGAAGAGAGGCGCGAAGACCUCGCCGCGCGCGCGGAGGAGUUCCUGGACGAGAUGGACGCGGAGCUGGACGCGGACGCGGAGGAUGACGACUUUGAAAUCAGCCAAGGCGACCACGAGCUCUGGACGCUCACCGCGGACGAACACGAACUUCGAACGCCGGCGCCCAUCGACGCGUACGAGCGAUUCGCGGAGGAGCUCAACUUCGCGCGGAGAGUCGCGAAAGCGUCCGCGAAGACGUCGGAGUACAACUCUCGCGACGACUGCGACCCGAUCGACGGGAGCUGCGACGAGGAGGACGACCGCACGCGGAAAGAGGCGAGGGGCAUCCAACGGGAAAACAAGUUCCGAGAACGCGUGCGCGGCGCGUUGAGAUCCGCGGAGGAGCGUCACAUGGACACCGCAACGUCCUCGGGCGACGGCGACGGCGACGGCGACGCGGUCGAGACGACGAGGGACCCGAGGAUGGACAUCGCGUCGAACUGGACGCCGGAGGAGAAGGUGAAGGAUCCGCGCGGCGUCGUCGGCAGCUCCGGGUUCGAUCCGUACCUUCCGCCGAGCAAGUGGAAGUCACCGCCGCCGCCGCCGCCGCCGCCGCCGUCUUCGCCGAGAGCGGGCGGGAAGGAGCCCGUUCCGGAGGACGAGGAGAACGCGCGGCGGGCGUGGGACGCGGUGAACCGCGCGGCGGAAGAGCUGGAGCUGCCCUCCGCGGACGAGGACGACGAAGUCGAAGAAGAAGUCGAGCCGCCUCCUCCUCCUCCUCCUCCUCCCGCGCGGCCGACCGCGUGGGACCCGGACGCGACGAGGAGAAACAUGCACCCGCCGCAGCGAUCGCCGUACUUAUCCGGCGGCGUCCCGCACGAGGACCCGCGGGUGAUAUGGAGCGACGACACCCCCCCCGCGCCGCCGUCCAUCGUCCCGGAGGACGCCGCGGGGAUCAUCGACUACGCGACGUCGCCGGCGAGGGCGGAGGAGGCGAGGGCGAGGGAAGAGGCGGAGGCGGCUUCGGCUUCGGCGGCGGAGGAGGCGAGGGAAGAGGCGGAGGCGGACGGCGCGAGGGCGAGAGCGGAAGCGGAAGCCGCGGAAGCCGCGGAAGCCGCGGAAGCCGCGGAAGCCGCGGAAGCCGCGGAGGAGGACGACGACGGCGAGUCCGAGUUCGAAGACGACGACGACGAGGACGAGGAGCACGAUCCGGACGCCGUGCCCCCCAAGGGCUCCGGGAACGCGCCGAAGAAGAAGAAGUUGACGAAGUGGGAGCGUCGUCGCGGGAAGAAGGAGGCGAAGAGGACGAACAAGUGGGCGAAGAUGCGGGACGAAUUCGUGAACGAGGCCGCGGGCUGCUCGCUCGUCCCGUCACACCGCGGCUCCACGAUGAUCGUCCGGUGGAGCCGGCGCCAACGCCGGCGCCCCCCGCGAUGGCGCGCGCCGCGCGCGCUCCUCCUCCUCCUCCUCCUCCUCGUCGCGCUGCUCGCCGCGACGCCGACGCUCGUCGUCGCGCAGCUGUCGGGCCCGCCGACGUCCACGCCCGAUCCCCCCCCGGCCGCGUCGCCCGCCCCCCCCGCGGGGGAAGACGGAACGUCAACCGGCGCGUCGCCCCCGGGCGGCGGCGGCGGCGACGGCGGCGCGACGGACGCCGGCCCGGACCCGUACGCGGGCAUGGAGGGCUUCCCCGGAUCCGUCUCCGACGUGACCGGCGCGCGGUACCAAGACCUCGUCGACGACGCGGCGCGCCGAUCGAACGAGACCAACGGGACGACGUUCGCGGGCGCGAACAACCCGUACCUAUGGCUGUACGGCGACAAGGUGGUGGAGGAGGAGCUCAACCCGAGGCUCAUCUGCCGCGGCGGGUGCGUGGACCCGGAGGCGCUCGGCGUCCUCCUCGUGUGGUGCGCCGCGCCCGUGGAUUACCUGUUUUGCAAUCGCACGCUCGCGGGGCCGACGGAGACGUCGAUCCUGAACAUGGAGAGCGGCGCCAUCGCCGCGUACAUGAGUCUCGUGCGGCGCGUGCCGAAAGCGGGGGAGGAGUGCAAGACGAUCCUGCGGAAGUGGAUGUGCUACGAGUUCUUCAACCGGUGCAACACGGACGAGACGGAGUUUUUUCCCGUGUGUCAGGCGCGUUCUGUUACCACACUGGUUCCCAUACGACCGCGUUCGCGUGGUGAACGCCGUUCCUUAAGGACGUUUGCCGGCGCGUCUCUCCGCCCACUCCUCGCUUUCAAUCUCGAAAGACACGCCGCCCACCACGCCUUUCGACUCCACUUCUGA
Micromonas pusilla CCMP1545 is the source of this 6798-nucleotide messenger RNA. RefSeq lists its product as uncharacterized. The transcript is spliced from 3 exons. The record is from RefSeq and is a predicted model, not a curated record. The coding region runs from base 1 to 6798 and encodes 2265 amino acids. Lineage: Eukaryota; Viridiplantae; Chlorophyta; Mamiellophyceae; Mamiellales; Mamiellaceae.